This is a messenger RNA of Anopheles stephensi (Asian malaria mosquito), 3745 nucleotides long. RefSeq names its product delta-1-pyrroline-5-carboxylate dehydrogenase, mitochondrial (gene P5CDh1). NCBI's taxonomy places the organism in Eukaryota, Metazoa, Arthropoda, Insecta, Diptera, Culicidae. Gene Ontology annotation, molecular function: L-glutamate gamma-semialdehyde dehydrogenase (NAD+) activity. Gene Ontology annotation, cellular component: mitochondrial matrix. The record is from RefSeq and is a predicted model, not a curated record. Bases 724 to 2445 code for a protein of 573 amino acids. The transcript is spliced from 6 exons.
AAUCUCGCCCUGCGCUGGAUACACGCGAUGUGUUGCUUUGCUGUUUCGUUGUUUUGAUCGGUCCGGCCAAAGAAGUAAUAUUAGUUGUGUUGUGUGAUUCAUUGUCCAAAAGCUUAAGUGGUUCGACCUUUCGCAAAUCACAGUGCAACAACUUCAGCAGCUGGUGCGGCGGCAAUGGGCCAAGCAAUAAAGAAGCAUCGCGGGUGGGAAAAAUUGCAUUCGGAACCGAUCUCAAAAACUUGCGCCUUGCAAACGCGGUGGUCGUGGUCAUAGUUGGUCCUGUCGUUGCGAUAGUCCCUACGGCUCACACAACCGAUUCCCCAGAUUCACGGAGUAGUACGCCCCACAGUGGUCGUCGCGGUCGGAGUGCGUGCGAAGGACAGCAACAGCAAGUGACCGGAUCGUUCUGAGCGAAUCUAACGGCGAGCAACAAACGGUGUUUUGUGAAAGGUGGCCGAACUUCUCGAAAACGGUGUGCACUUGAAGUGUGUGAGUGUGUGUUUUUGAGUAUAUUUCCGGUUCGUGGAAAAUAGGUGCUAUCAACUGGAAAAGCACACCUUGCUCCUACAGCAAACGCCGCACCGCAGUCGAUCGAUCCAUCCAAACGAGAAAUUCCGUGCCGUCACGUAAUCGCGUGAAAAGUAUCGUCACGAGCAAACUACCGGAAGCACCAAAGCUUGUGGUCGAGCCAGAAGUAGCAACACAGCAACAGAAACCGAAACAAUGUUCACCGUUUGCAAAAGUGCGGCAGGGGCAACGCUGGUCGCCAGCCUGCAAAGGUAUGGCGUCCGCGCAAUGUCCUCGUCGGUGGUGCAGCAUCCCAAGUUGGGCGAGUUCCCGCUAGAAAAUGAGCCCGUGCUCGCCUACCGCAAAGGUUCGAAGGAACGCAAAGAGCUGGAGAGCGCGCUCAAGAAAGCCGCCGGCAAGAUGGAGGACGUGCCGAUCAUUAUCGGCUCGGAGGAGAUCCGCUCGAAGCAGGUCCGGCACCAGGUGAUGCCCCACAACCACAAACACAAGCUGGCCCAGUUUUACUACGCCGACCAGAAGCUAUUACAGAAGGCGAUCAAAACGGCCACGGAAACGCAGGUGAAAUGGGACCGCACACCGCUGGACGAACGCAUCCGCAUCUGGCAGAAGGCAGCCGACCUGAUGGCCGGUCCAUACAGGCAGGAGCUGAACGCGGCCACCAUGCUGGGCCAGGCGAAGACGGUGAUCCAGGCGGAGAUUGAUUCGGCCGCCGAGCUGAUCGAUUUCAUCCGCAUGAACACGUACUACCUGAAGGAGGCGGCCAAAUAUCAGCCCAUCAGCGAGGACGCGAAGGUGACGAAGAAUUCGAUGCGGUUCCGCGGUAUCGAUGGAUUCAUCGCCGCCGUCAGUCCGUUCAAUUUCACUGCCAUCGGUGGUAAUCUGGCGUAUACGCCGGCCCUCAUGGGUAACGGCGUGCUGUGGAAACCGUCCGAUACUGCCCUGCUGUCGAACUAUGUCAUCUUCAAGAUCAUGCGUGAGGCCGGCGUACCACCGGGCGUGGUAAACUUCGUGCCAACCGAUGGUCCCGUCUUUGGCGACACGAUCACGGCCUCGCCGCAUCUGGCCGGUAUCAACUUUACCGGUUCUGUCCCAACGUUCAACCGAUUGUGGCGCCAGGUGGGCGAGAACAUUAACAACUACAACAACUUCCCCCGACUGAUUGGCGAGUGCGGUGGCAAGAACUACCACUUUGUGCACCCGUCCGCCGAUGUCGAGUCGGUGGUGAACGGCACGAUCCGCUCCUCGUUCGAGUUCUGCGGCCAGAAGUGUUCGGCCUGUUCGCGGAUGUACGUGCCGGAAUCGCUGUGGCCGAAGGUGAAGGAUGGCCUGCUGAUGAUCCGCGACACGCUCAAGGUGGGCGAUGUGACUGACUUUUCCAACUUUACAUCGGCCGUCAUCGACGACAAAGCAUUUGCCCGUAUCAAAUCGUACAUUGAGCAUGCGCGCAGCUCCAAGAAUCUGACGAUUCUCGGUGGCGGCAAGUGUGACGAUAGCAAGGGCUACUUCAUUGAGCCGACCAUCGUGCAGACGACCGAUCCGAACGAUCGUAUCAUGACGGAGGAGAUAUUUGGCCCGGUGCUCACGAUCUACGUGUACAAGGAUAAGGAUCUGGACAGCGCCAUGAAGCUGGUUGGUGGCUCGACCCGGUUUGCACUCACCGGUGCUGUGUUCGCGCAGGACGAAGCGUUCCUCAAGCGAGCUCUGGACGAGUUCAAGAUGACGGCUGGUAACUUCUACCUGAACGACAAAUCGACUGGUUCCGUCGUCGGUCAGCAACCGUUCGGCGGUGGCCGCAUGUCCGGCACGAACGACAAAGCCGGUGGCCCGCACUACGUACUGCGGUGGGCCACACCACAAUCGAUCAAGGAAACGUUUGUCCCGCUGAAGGACAUUGACUAUCCGUACAUGCGCGAGUAAGCGGUUCGCAGUUCUUUCCCAAACCCAGUCUUUGGACCCCGGGAAGCUGUUGCUGUUCCGUCUGUUUUUGUUUUUUCUUUUUGCUUUUUCUGUUCGUAUACGACACGAGGAAUGAUUCGUUCUUUCCCCUGCGUCGGAUGACAAUAUUGCGUCAACUUCUGUACAAUCCAGACUUUCGGUGUCAGCUGCAAUUGGUUGGCUUUUACGUUCGUUACCUGGUUAUAUGCCAGUUUUCUUUUUCAUUCUUCGAUUCCUACACCCGGUACUAUGCAGCUGGCGUAGCACCGGGUCCGGGUGACCAGCAGGAUCUGUGUUUGCUUGUUUUGUUUCCCUCCCCUAUUGACAUUACUGGUCCAGCUAACCCGCUACUCGAUGAAGCUUUCUCACGAAAUGUACGAUGAAACCGGAACCGCCGGCAAUGAAACUGGAAAACUGCAGCUCGCAACAGAAAAGCACUCGGUUCCGAACACAAUUUGACAAUACUAUUACUAGCUGUGCAACCGCGAUCGCGCUGCGCAAUACGAAACCCCAUACCAGCGCAUUCGCCCGGUAGAGGACGGCUUCAAUGUUCGAUUUUUUUUUUUACUAUUCCUUUCCUACGUGGAUGUCGCCUGCUCCUGCUCGCUAGGAAAAGGGAAGGCUUUAUAGUGGAUGCGCUCUACACUUGUUGAUGGAUGCUCCGUUUUUUCCGCAAGAUUGUUUCCUUCUUCUCGUUUUCUUUCGGAGAGCUCGGUUCGGGCGAUAGGAAUCGACUCUUUACUGUGAUUAUUAGAACGAGCCAAUUCCGGUUGCGAAUUAAGUAUUACCGCCGAUCGAUGCACAUCUCAUGUGGCACGCGUGUAGUGAUGUGAUAGGGUGAGGACGGGCGCCAUUGCAUCCGCCCUCCGUCCGGUCUGUCUGAUGAGAACGAACGAGAAUACUACAUUAUUAACCAAAAACCUAGAGAUGCGCCAUUUUCUGACCGACCGGCGGCCGACUGUUCGACCCUAUAUUUAAUCAUCAGUCGCAACAUUAAAACCAAAUCUCAAGCCCCCCCCCCCGUCUAUAUGCAUGUGGUGCGUGUGCGUGUAUGUGGCGUGAUGGCCGGAAGUAUACCAGAGACGGUACGGUACGGAUGGAAUACGUUUGCUGCUGCAUUAAUGGACGUUUGAUCAGUAUAAUCAAACUCUACUAUCAUAAGCGUAGUAGCGUAAGCAUGAGACAAACAUACAAUACUGAACGAAAACAGAACAAAAACGAUACAUAAACACACACACACAACAAUAAAUAAGUAAUAAAUGUUUUAAAAAUGAAAAACAUG